Messenger RNA from Molossus molossus (Pallas's mastiff bat), 693 nucleotides. Its product is annotated as leukocyte immunoglobulin-like receptor subfamily A member 6. The transcript is spliced from 4 exons. Bases 1 to 693 code for a protein of 230 amino acids. The record is from RefSeq and is a predicted model, not a curated record. Gene Ontology annotation, molecular function: inhibitory MHC class I receptor activity. NCBI's taxonomy places the organism in Eukaryota, Metazoa, Chordata, Mammalia, Chiroptera, Molossidae. Gene Ontology annotation, biological process: cytokine-mediated signaling pathway.
AUGGCGAAACUCCAUGUCCAGGAGCGAAUCUCUGACUGGGUCUCUCCUCCAGGGCUGAGUCUGGACCAGAGGAUCCACACGCAGGCAGGGACCCUCCCCAAACCCACCAUCUGGGCUGAGCCAGGCUCUGUGGUCCCCUCGGGGAGCUCCGUGACCCUCUGGUGUCGGGGGACCACAAAGGCCCAGGAGUACUGUCUGUAUACAGAUGACAUGCGUACGUGCUUGGACAGACAGACACCGCUGGAGCCUGGGGAUAGUGCCAAGUUCUUAAAGAGAAGUUAUACAGAGAAAUAUUCCUGUGCCUACCUCAGCCCCACUGGCUGGUCAGAGCGCAGUGACCCCCUGGAGCUGGUGGUGACAGGAUCCUACAGCAAACCCAGCCUCUCAGCCCUGCCCAGCCCUGUCCUGACCUCAGGGGGGAACGUGACCCUCCAGUGUGGCUCAGGGCAGGGAUUUGACAGGUUCAUUCUGACUAAGGAAGGAGAACACAGGCUCUCCUGGUCCCUCAACUCAAAAAAAAUCACCAGUGGGAAGUCUCAGGCCCUGUUCGUUCUGGGUCCUUUGACCCUGAACCACAGUGGAACAUUCAGAUGCUAUGGCUAUUAUAAUGGAACCCCCAACGAGUGGUCUGACCCAAGUGACCCCCUGGACCUCCAGUUCUCAGGUGAGGAGCCCCUGACCCCAACUUUUUAA